This is a messenger RNA of Triticum turgidum subsp. durum (durum wheat), 1254 nucleotides long. The record is from the annotation of a GenBank genome assembly. NCBI's taxonomy places the organism in Eukaryota, Viridiplantae, Streptophyta, Magnoliopsida, Poales, Poaceae.
AUGGCGCUCCGGUUCGAGGUGUUAGGAAGAUUUAAUCGUGCUCGCGCAGCUCGGUUAACUCUGCCACACUUUACUUGUCAAACGCCACUUUUUAUGCCUGUUGGUACCCAAGGUACAAUAAAAGGCUUGACUACAGACCAGUUAGAGACUAUAGGUUGUCAGAUUAUUCUUGGAAAUACCUACCACCUUGAACUUCGUCCUGGCUCUCAACUUAUUGAUGACUUGGGUGGCCUUCACAAGUUUAUGAAUUGGAAAAGGGCAUUGCUGACUGACUCUGGUGGUUUCCAAAUGGUUUCUUUGCUGCAUUUGGCUGACAUUACUGAGGAAGGAGUUACAUUUCAGUCACCUGUUGAUGGGAAACCCAUGCUCUUGACGCCUGAGGAAUCAAUCCAUAUUCAGAACAACAUUGGAGCUGAUAUAAUCAUGGCUCUUGACGAUGUUGUUAAGACAACAAUUACCGGCCCGAGGAUAGAGGAAGCUAUGUAUCGUACCCUUCGUUGGAUUGAUAGGUGCAUAGCUGCUCACAAGAAACCUGAUGUUCAAAACUUAUUUGGGAUUGUGCAAGGAGGAUUAGAUCCGGUUCUGAGAGAUAUUUGCGUGAGGGGCUUGGUUGAGCGGAACCUUCCUGGAUAUGCCAUUGGUGGUCUUGCAGGUGGUGAAGAUAAAGACUCAUUUUGGCGUGUUGUUGCCCAGUGCACCGCUGGAUUGCCUGAAGAUAAACCACGAUAUGUUAUGGGUGUUGGUUAUCCACUUGAUAUUGUAGUAUGCAGUGCUUUGGGUGCAGAUAUGUAUGACUGUGUCUAUCCAACACGCACUGCUCGCUUUGGGAGCGCACUUGUGCCUGAGGGUGUUCUGAAGUUGAAACAAAAUGCAAUGGCAACUGACGAACGGCCCAUUGAUCCUUCCUGUCCAUGUAUGGUCUGCAAAAACUAUACCCGUGCAUACUUGCAUUGUCUGGUCACGAAAGAUCCUAUGGGUUCUCAACUGCUGUCAUAUCACAAUUUAUCAUUUAUGGCGCGGUUAAGUAGAGAUCUCCACAUGUCGAUUCUUGAAGGGCGAUUUCCAGAAUUCGUGAGAGGAUUCUUGAGGGUGCAGUUCCCAAAGGGCGACGUGCCAAAGUGGGUUCACAAUGCAAUGGAGGUUGCUGGCAUCGACAUAUCGGAGUGCUGCACCCCGACCAACUGCCAGCACGACGCAAUGGAGGCUGCUGGCGUCGACAUUUCGGACUUCUGCCCUCCCACCAAAUGCCCCUGA